AGUAGCUCUCAGCCAAUCAGCUUUUGCAAAGCGUCCUAAGCUGACGUCAGCCCGGUACCGAUGAACAACCGGUAGCGUUGAAGAGAGAGCUGAAUGGUAGCCCGUUGUUUGUAGCUUUGUGUUAAUAACCCCCCCUAUAUCAAACACCAUGCCUUUCGAUGUUAGGAGAUUCGAUAUCUACAGGAAAGUGCCAAAAGAUCUCACCCAGCCCACAUACACGGGAGCUUGCAUUUCCAUCCUCUGCUGUGUCUUCAUACUCUUCCUGUUCCUGUCUGAGCUAACGGGAUUCAUAGCCACAGAAAUUGUAAAUGAACUGUAUGUGGAUGAUCCCGAUAAAGAGAGUGGUGGGAAGAUAGAAGUGAGUUUAAACAUCAGUUUGCCAAACUUACACUGUGAUUUGGUGGGUUUGGACAUCCAGGAUGAGAUGGGCCGCCACGAGGUCGGUCACAUAGACAACUCCAUGAAGAUCCCUCUCAACCAGGGUGAUGGCUGUCGCUUUGAGGGAGAGUUCACCAUCAACAAAGUACCUGGAAACUUCCAUGUGUCGACACACAGCGCUACAGCGCAGCCCCAGAGCCCAGACAUGACCCACAAUAUCCACAAGCUGGCCUUUGGAGAAAAGCUCCAGGUACAGAAAGUACAAGGAGCCUUCAAUGCGUUAGGAGGGGCUAACAGGCUGUCAUCUAAUCCUCUGGCUUCCCAUGACUACAUUCUGAAGAUUGUUCCAACAGUGUAUGAAGACCUAUCAGGCAAACAGAGGUUCUCCUACCAGUACACUGUAGCCAACAAGGAGUACGUCGCUUACAGCCACACGGGCAGGAUCAUCCCGGCCAUCUGGUUCCGAUACGACCUCAGUCCAAUCACAGUCAAGUACACAGAGAGGAGACAGCCCGUCUAUCGCUUCAUCACAACAAUCUGUGCCAUCGUCGGCGGGACGUUCACAGUCGCAGGAAUCAUCGACUCCUGUAUAUUCACCGCUUCAGAGGCCUGGAAGAAGAUCCAGAUAGGGAAAAUGUCAUGAGGACUGCUCCCCAUUCCUCCUCUCAUCUUAUUUAUAAGUUGCUAGCCCGUUAGCUAAAUCCAAUCCUACUCGAAGCCACUUCCUUUUGGAGAUUGUAUCAGCGCGACCAAUGAAGUGGCUCCUGCGGCACACGAUCUAACUACCAGGCUACACGGCUACGUCUCAGUUACUUAAGCUCCUCUCAGGCUCCGUCUGCUCUGGUGACGCGUGGACGCUGACUAUCUCAUGUCUGCUUCCUCCGUCUUCAGUGUCAAGAGAGGAGAGGGGAAGCUCUUUUGUUACUGUGGGGAUGAAGUACUGUGUGUCAGGGUUCAACCAGUCAGUAUGGGUAUUCGAAAGGCUGCACUAGAUUUUUUUUCUUUUAGAAUGAAGUAAAAAAACAAAAAGCUGAUAUUCACAUUUUUUAAAUUUGACACAAAUAUCCACAUAUAUUCAAUCGUAGGGAAGUUAACAAAACAUGAAAUACAUUUUUUUUAAAAAGGGUCAUUUCAGCCAGUUCAACCAGAAUAUCGGUCUGACCAUACUGUUUUAUUGUUCCCAAUACAGCAAAAGGGGAAUGAUCCUUUGAAGGAAGUGUUCUGGUUUAUAAGCCUGUGCUGUUUAUAAGACUGGACUAUAAUUCACACGGUCCAUAAAACUACAUUUUGAAUCAGUAUGCUGACGUUAUUAUUUCCAUCUCAUUUUAUCUCCUGUAUUUCAAACUGUGUGCCUUUUUAUAGGUUUUCUCUUCCACCCUCAUGUGUUCUCUCAUGGCUGCCACUAAAACCAGUUCAUUGCAUGUUACAAUUUAAUUUGUAGAUUCACUUUUUUCAAUCCAUCAUUCAUCAUUCUACCUUUCAGUCAAUUUAUACCAAAUAUUUCAUUAACACUGUUAAAGAUCCUAGUUUUGACUUUUUUCCAUUCCAUUUGAAUUAUUGCAAAAAUAUAGUGAAUGUCUUGUUUUUUUCUAAGAGAUAAAUUGAUUUACUUUCUUUUUUUUUUACACGGUACGUGAGCUUGUUUACUCAUUGGGUUUCUACGAAGUUGUAAUCUGUUUUUGUAAGGAGAGAACUUGUAGGUUGUUUUUCUUUCUUUUAUACUACCUGAUCAAGGACGGGGAUAAUCAAACGCCAUCAGAAACCGAUCUUUCUACUGUUAAGGUCAUCCACUUCCUGUUCCGUCUCAAAUUACUCUGUAAUGCUAUGUGUUCCUCAAUUAAAGGUGCCAUAGGAAUCA
Molecule: messenger RNA, 2236 nt
Organism: Sebastes umbrosus (honeycomb rockfish)
Lineage: Eukaryota; Metazoa; Chordata; Actinopteri; Perciformes; Sebastidae
Gene: ergic1
Product: endoplasmic reticulum-golgi intermediate compartment 1
Exons: 10
Coding region: 149-1021 (290 amino acids)
Biological process (GO): endoplasmic reticulum to Golgi vesicle-mediated transport; retrograde vesicle-mediated transport, Golgi to endoplasmic reticulum
Cellular component (GO): COPII-coated ER to Golgi transport vesicle; Golgi membrane; endoplasmic reticulum membrane
Source: RefSeq, a predicted model, not a curated record